GGAAUUCCGAUUACCGGUCAACAAAACCUUCCCAUAUACACCAAACCCUCUCUAAACCUUGAUUUCAUACAUCUAGACUCUGAGUGAUUUCUUGUGUAUCUUGUCUUCCUCACAUUUCGGGGAAUACGAAUUGUCACUAUAACUUCAAUAACCUCAUGUUUGUAUUGACAUGUUGUGAUUGAUCAUAUAUUCUUUAUCGAUCGAUCAAACAAACCGGCAAAAGUACCUCGAGGCAGUGGAAAAUCGUGGCCACCCAGUCGUACAAUGUGAUCUCGGAUGAGGGCAUAAAUUGCUCAACCGCCUCUUCAUCCAGGUCAUUUUGAAAAGUCUUCAAGCUUCCGGCACCGUUGUCGGCCUCUUCAUUGUAGGGAGUCCUACCAGAGUCCUACCAGAGUCCUACCAGAAACCUCUUUUCUACUUAUUUAAAGGCGUUCGCCAGUGUUCUUGAUAAUCGUUUGAUUCAUCCACCAUGAUGGCUGCCGCCCCAAUGCUUCUAUACUAUCGAUACCCAGCCGACCUCGCUGUGCCGUAUCAACGUUACAGUUCCGCUGCAUAUCCUUCCGUCAAUCUCUAUGACUCCGACAAUGAGCCUCUUCUUUCUCACUCCCAUCGCAUCUCCGCCCUCUCAACUUCUCCUUAUGCCUCACAUACUUACUCUGAACAUAUGUAUGCGGCCCCCUCCUUUCACAGCGCCCCUGUAAGCGAAGAUUCUAUCAUCCCCGCCAUCGUCGUCGAUGUUAUUCCUGCCGAAAGACGUGAUUCUUCUGGCUCAGACAAUAGCCAUAACGAUACCAUUACACAGAAAAAUAGAACAGGUUUAGUCUCAAGACUCGUGAAGAAGAAGAAAGACAAAGGCAAAAAUGGUGGAGAUCAUAAGGAAAAGACGUUGACAAAGGUAGUCUACAUGCCGAAGAAAGAGUACACAAAACAUUUCGCUCGAGGUCACAGUGGUGAAUACAUAGGCACCGAACCUUUUCGUCGCUGGUCGGAAGAAGAAUUGGAGCAAACCUUUGGGAAAUUCAGACCACCGAAGAGAAAUAAUGGAAUGUUCUGGGGACGAGGUUGAUAUUUUUUUGCGCACGUUUUGUUCCUCUUUCGUGUCUGUGAAUGAUUUGGUAUCGGUAAUCGGGAAGACAAGGGAAGAAAGCUUCUGUGCAAUGAAUGGGUCAAAUGAAAUGGCACGGAGUACUAUACCCUGGACUUGAAUUUGGAAUCUGCAACUGGAUA
Messenger RNA from Botrytis cinerea B05.10, 1227 nucleotides. RefSeq lists its product as hypothetical. The transcript is spliced from 3 exons. The record is from RefSeq and is a predicted model, not a curated record. NCBI's taxonomy places the organism in Eukaryota, Fungi, Ascomycota, Leotiomycetes, Helotiales, Sclerotiniaceae. Bases 470 to 1066 code for a protein of 198 amino acids.